Molecule: messenger RNA, 1579 nt
Organism: Polistes canadensis
Lineage: Eukaryota; Metazoa; Arthropoda; Insecta; Hymenoptera; Vespidae
Product: mitochondrial inner membrane protein COX18
Exons: 6
Coding region: 131-1447 (438 amino acids)
Biological process (GO): protein insertion into mitochondrial inner membrane from matrix; mitochondrial respiratory chain complex IV assembly
Cellular component (GO): mitochondrial inner membrane
Molecular function (GO): membrane insertase activity
Source: RefSeq, a predicted model, not a curated record
UAUUAUUAUUUAAAUUAUGUUAUUAAAUAAAACUUGAUUAGUACUUAUGUAGUAUUAUGUGUUCUAACCUCAAAAAACAUCGCAGUAGUGUUAAAGUGUGAUUUUAAAAGUUAUUAAUAUUACUAGAAUAAUGAUAAGUUUUCGUCCUUGUGUAAUGCACAUCACGAUUUUACAUAACAAUAUUUGUUUAUUACAUAAAAUCAAUAUUAAAACUUUUUCCAUUAGUUCAUGUUUCUCUUUUAAAAAUUCACUGGUUAAUAUUAACCAAUACAACAGACAAUUGAUUCAUUAUACUGGCAUUGUUGACAAUGCAAUAUCAAAUCAAUGCUCUAAUUUGUCGAAACAAAUAUUAAUAAUUAAUAAAAUAAAUAAAAAUAAUAUAUAUGAGAAACAAUGUAAAUUUAUUUCUACACAUAAAUCUUUGUGCAGCAAAGUCAUAAAUAAACAAUCACACUUUGGAACAAAUCCGCUUUUUGUCAAAAGUGAUUUUACCACACGAAAUUGUUAUAAUGUAAGACAAAUGUCAAGUUUUUAUGAACGAACAUUAGAUACUUGGUACAAGAAUUAUGUUAAUAUAAUAACUGGUAUAUCUGAAAGUGCACCUGUGGAAUUUGUACAAAAUUCUUUAAUAAAUAUACAUUCUUAUACAGACUUACCGUGGUGGGCAACUAUAAUAUUGACAACUAUAUUAUUACGAUUAACUAUUAGUUUACCAAUAGCAAUAUAUCAGCAAAAUAUUACUGCUAAGCUAGAAAAUUUACACCAUGAAAUGACUGGUAUUACUACAAAUUUGAAACGAAAAAUGAAAGAUGAUAUGUUUCAAAAUAAUUGGUCACAGGAACAUGCAAGACAUAUGUAUAAUCUUUCGGUAAGAAAAAAAAGGAAGGAAUUAAUUGUCAGAGACAAUUGUCAUCCGAUGAAAACCGUACUUCUCGCAUACAUCGAAAUUCCAACAUUAAUAAUAUUAACAUUUUCACUACGAAAUUUAUGCUAUAUGUUACCCAAAGGCGAUAUGUAUGCUUAUGAGAAUUAUCUUCAACUCACAACGGGUGGUUUCGGUUGGAUAACAAAUCUGACGGAAGCAGAUAGUUUUUUCAUAUUACCUACAUUAACUGCACUAAUAAAUUUAGCUAACAUAGAGAUCUUUCGCAUGUUGAGAUUGCAGGAACCUACAAUAUUACACAAAAGUCUUACCAAUUUUCUUAGAUUAGUAUCAAUCGUGAUAAUACCUUUAUCACCAUUAAUACCUUCUUCUCUGUGCUUAUAUUGGAUAACGAACAGUGCUUGUACUCUGGGUCAAAAAACUUUAUUGUUAUCCCCAAAAAUUCGCAGAUUGACAAGGAUUCCUGAAACUGAAUCAGAAUUAUCACAUCCGUAUAGUUUUUUGUAUGAGAAGAUAAAAAGUAAAACAAAUUUGGAAGCACUGUCGAUGAAAAAAUUAAAAUAAUCGAUUAAACAUACUUAUGUUUAACAUAAUAUACGUACAAUAAAAUAGUGUGUAAAAUAGUUUUUGAAAAUAGUAUUAAAAAAUUUACAGUUAAUCGCGAGUGUGAAUAUUGAAUAAAAAAUAUAAAUGAAG